Messenger RNA from Aspergillus heteromorphus CBS 117.55, 1663 nucleotides. Its product is annotated as aldehyde dehydrogenase. The coding region runs from base 66 to 1565 and encodes 499 amino acids. NCBI's taxonomy places the organism in Eukaryota, Fungi, Ascomycota, Eurotiomycetes, Eurotiales, Aspergillaceae. The record is from RefSeq and is a predicted model, not a curated record. The transcript has 2 exons. Gene Ontology annotation, molecular function: aldehyde dehydrogenase (NAD+) activity.
CCUGCCUCUCCCGACUUGACCUCUAGAUCCCUUCGUUUCUUCCUCUCGAUUUCUAUUCCCAAAUCAUGCCGCCUUCCUCGUUUCCUACGCGUCAACUCUACUACGAUGGCAAACUUUGGCCUGCCUCUUCCGGAAAGACCUUUGAAUCCAUUGAUCCCUCCAACGCUACCCCGCUGGCUGAAAUCCAGGUCGCCGCGCAUGCCGAUAUAGAUGCAGCCAUUGCCGCUGCCGACCGUGCAUUUUCCUCGUGGUCUCAAACCCCGCCUAUUGCCCGUGCCCGAAUCCUUCAAAAAGCCGUCGCUCUGUUGCGCGAACGGAACGAUGAAAUUGCUCGUGUCGAGACGCUGGACUCGGGGAAGGCGUUCACCGAGACGAGCACUGUCGAUGUUGUCACGGGGGCCGAUACCCUGGAAUACUAUGCAAACCUGGUUGGAGGUGGUGGUCUGAACGGAGAGACCACGCAGUUAAGGGAGGAUGCUUGGGUCUACACGAAGAAGGCCCCAUUGGGCGUUUGUGCUGCCAUCGGUGCCUGGAACUAUCCCAUCCAAAUUGCGCUUUGGAAAUCCGCCCCUUGCCUGGCUGCAGGAAACACCUUAGUCUACAAGCCGAGCGAAUUCACCCCCCUUCACGCGCAGACUCUGGCAGAGAUCUACAGGGAAGCUGGACUUCCCGCGGGCGUCUUUAACGUGGUGUACGGUGCGGGCGACGUCGGUGCGUACUUGACCGCCCACCCGACCAUUGCCAAAGUUUCCUUCACGGGCCAGGUGACCACGGGAAUGAAAGUCGCUGGUUCUGCGGCUGGAAAUAUGAAGUAUGUGACUAUGGAGCUUGGAGGCAAGAGUCCUCUCAUCAUCCUUCCUGACGCAGAGCUGGACAAUGCGGUCGACGGAGCCAUGAUGGCCAACUUCUACAGCACCGGUCAGGUUUGUACCAAUGGCACCCGAGUCUUUGUGCCUGCCAGCAUGAAGGCCGCUUUUGAGCAACGCCUUUUGGAGAAGAUGCAGUACAUCCGCCCUGGACCUUUGUUCGAUGACGCUACAAACUUUGGCCCUCUGAGCUCGGCAAUUCAUGCGGAGAAAGUGGCCUCGUACAUCCGCCAUGGAAUUGAAACGGACAAAGCUACCCUCCUCUUCGGCGGACUGGGCAAGCCAUCGGUCCCGAAAGAGUUGGAAGCUGGAUUCUGGGUCCGACCUACUGUCUUCACUAACUGCACGGAUGACAUGAAGAUUGUCAAGGAGGAGAUCUUUGGCCCUGUCAUGUCGAUCCUCUCCUACGAGACGGUAGAAGAAGCAGUCGAGCGGGCAAAUACCACCGAGCUCGGAUUAGCUGCGGGUGUCUUUACCAAGAACCUCAACUUGGCCCAUCGUAUCAUCGACCAACUGCAGGCGGGCAUCACCUGGAUCAACACCUGGGGCGAGAGUCCAGCUGACAUGGCCGUGGGUGGGUGGAAGAACAGUGGCGUGGGUGUGGAGAAUGGACGUCGGGGCAUUGAAGCCUGGGUGAAGAAUAAGAGUACUCUGGUAGACACGAAUGGCGCGAUUGCCACCGUUUUUGCCAAGCUGUAAUUAAAUCAUGACCCUAGUACGUACUAGUACAUAGAUGCAACCAAAAUUGUACAUGGGCUGGCUAUAUUCCGAGUAUAUAGAUCUUGCGGGUGAAUAAG